AUGCGCGGCUCGCAAGGUGCGGUGCAGCAACCAUACUGUACUGACGACCACAUCCUCCUGUGGAACGGUGAGCUCUUCAAUGACGAGCUCAACGGGCCCAGCAGAAGCGACACUAUUGAGGUUUUUGAUAGGCUGUGCGCAACUGAGGAACCGAUCAUCGCUUUGGAAGCUCUGAAAGGACCAUUCGCGUUCGUAUAUUACGAUGCGAGGCGGGGGGAGAUCUGGUUUGGCCGUGAUAGACUCGGCAGAAGGUCUUUGCUGUUAUCUAAUGAUACCGAAAAUGGUCUGACGAUAGCCUCUGUUGGGAGUAUUGGUGGAAAAUUUGAGGUUGCUGAGGUUCCGGCUGAAGGUAGCGUGUACUGCCUUGAUUUGAAGAGCCGUCGAAUUCGGGAAGUCCCCUACCCUACUGGAGUUCCCUUUAGAAAGGAAGCCUUCUGGAACACCAACACGACCGACACCGGAACGCCAGAAGAGUUUCUGGUAGUUUUACGGCGAGCGGUGGCUCGUCGUGUCCGCAUGUUGGACCAUCCUGGACCUAUUGGUAUCUUGUUUUCGGGUGGUGUCGAUUCGACGACUCUCGCCGCGCUCGCCCUAGAGGAGUCGGACAGGCAAGUUGAUCUCCUUACUGCUAGUGUAGAUGGAAGGGACUCGCCCGAUCUGAGGACAGCCCUGGUCAGCUAUCAGCGCCUAGCGGAGGUCUACGGACGUGCGAGAGUGCGGCUGAUAUUGUGUGGAAUUGACGCGAGUGAUAAGGGUAUGUAUGAUCGAGUGAUGGGUCUAAGCAGCCCUGAAGUGACGCAUAUGGACGUGAACAUAUCAGCAGCGUUAUGGACGGCAGCUCGGGGGGAAGGGGUGCUCGUUGAGCCCGAGCAAUGCGGAAAUGACGAGUUCCGUCGGGCUGUGUUGAGGGAAGAGAACGAGGCCUCAGCGGAGUGUAGGCGGAUGGCUGUGCAUUCGGAGCCGGUAAGGAAGAAGUGUUCGAGUGAUGGUUGCUCUAGAGUGGCUAAGGAGAGCUGCAUUCGAGGAAUGUGUAAGUUCUGUUGUCGUAGAAAGGCUGACGAGGGAGCUUCGCCUUAUUGCCGCACGCACAAGGCGGGGGAGCUACUUCGGAAUGGCGAAGUAGAUCGCGUUCCACUCCCGCUGGUCCUCACCAGUGCUGCUCCUAGAGGAGCGUUGGUUCGAUCGGAGGCUCGAGUGCUGUUGGUCGGCCAUGGUGCGGAUGAGGUCCUGGGUGGUUAUGCUCGGUAUCGGACCAGCGAACUCAGAGGAGGCCUCGAUGGGAGGAGGCGAGAGAUGCUCAGAGAUCUGCAUCGGCUUUGGCGACGGAACCUUGGGAGGGACGAUCGAGUUAUGAGUGAUCAUGCUCGAGAGCCCCGGCACCCCUAUCUGGAUGAGGACCUCCUCAACUGGAUCGGCCGCCACCGACUAUGUGAUAGUAAUGUGGAGACGAAACCGUUGUUGCGUGGUGCGUUGAGAUUAAUCGCGGGGGGAGCGUUGGGGGACUUGGCAGGAUUUAGGAAAAGGGCUAUACAGUUCGGCACGAGAAUCGCUAAGGUUAACAACGUGGCUCAUUUUGGCAGCAACAGACAGGGAAAUGGCGAACGGAAGUUCAGCGGGUUGUGA
Messenger RNA from Perkinsus marinus ATCC 50983, 1623 nucleotides. RefSeq names its product asparagine synthetase, putative. The transcript has a single exon. Bases 1 to 1623 code for a protein of 540 amino acids. Lineage: Eukaryota; Perkinsozoa; Perkinsida; Perkinsidae. Gene Ontology annotation, molecular function: asparagine synthase (glutamine-hydrolyzing) activity. The record is from RefSeq and is a predicted model, not a curated record.